Messenger RNA from Grosmannia clavigera kw1407, 1071 nucleotides. RefSeq lists its product as uncharacterized. The coding region runs from base 1 to 1071 and encodes 356 amino acids. The record is from RefSeq and is a predicted model, not a curated record. Lineage: Eukaryota; Fungi; Ascomycota; Sordariomycetes; Ophiostomatales; Ophiostomataceae. The transcript has a single exon.
AUGGAAAGAUCACCCUCCAAGAUGUCUAUCGCACGGGCCUUCACUACCCGCCGCGUACGGCAAACUCUCGACCUGACGAACAGCAACAAAAGCGAGAACGUCUCCGACAGCCUGCCGCAACGCAGCAAAGCCGUCAAGAUGUUUGGUGGUGGUGGCGGCUCUAUCCGUCACAAGAUCUCUGCUCCCGUCAAGCUCACCCACACCACCAACCCACUUUCCUUUCAAGCUCCGGACAUCUACCGCCAGGUUGCAAAGCCAUCCCCAGCGAGGACGGUGUCUUCGUCGAGCAAGGCAUCUGACGACGAAUCCGACAUUGUGUCUACGCCUGCUACGACGCCGCCCACCAGUCCAGAGACGUCCUUCCCGGAGGAUCUCCGAUCCAUGUCACCCGAGCCGAAUCACCUGUCUUGCUACUUCGUGCCGCCAAAGGCGGCCACGGUUGGGGAACCUGUUUCUGAUGUUACGGAGUCUACGGCAGCUUCCUCAGCAGCCGCGGCACCGCUUAUUCCGCAUCGCGCCCCAUCCCACACUAAGAAGUCAUACGACGGCCUGACGCGCCAUCGAUCCGUCUCGCGGAUGUCUGAGCAGUCACUACGAUCGUUGUCGCUGUCAUCCAAGGGCAGCUUCAGCUUCUCACGCUCGUCAUCCACCUCGACACAUACCAGCACGAAUUCCGUGUCCGGGUCGCGUGCGUCGACGGUAUCACACCACGCGAAGCCAUCUUCGCUUCAUGCCUCAACAUCUUCAGUCAGCGGCUUUUCUACUACACCCUACGCUUCGGCACCGUCGCCCCCCAUUUCCCACAAAAGGGACUACUCGGAGUCCAACCCCUUCGGUCACGAGCUGGCCAAGGUGUCAGAACUCGUGGAGGAGUUUGGGAAGGAGAAGGCCCCGGAGCAGCCGGUUGUUGCUGCGCCCACACCGGCGAACCCUGUCAUCAUCGAAGAAGAACGUGAACUCGUCCGUCUAGGAUGCAAGAAAUACAGUGCCGAAGACUACCUAUGCGAAAUACAGGGUCUCGUGGCCAGUUUUUUGGGCGAUUCUCGGCCAACAACUGCCAUGUGGAUCUAG